CGCAUGUACACACUCUUUGGUUGCUCUCUUUCCAACAAUGUAAAGGGCCACUAUAAAUGAGAGUGAUAUGCAGUUUCAUUCAAGGUCGUUAGAGCGCGCCCGCAAUCAAAGACAACUAUAACCCCCCUUUUUUUUACGGUAGUGUUCGGUCGAGGAAAUCUGAUCCCUAUAGGCAGGCCAGUGAAGGCCACGCAUGGACACCCCAGGGUAUGAUGCAACGCGUGGCUGGGGGAUUAUUUGCACAGUAGUCAGAACUGGAAAGGAUGUGUCAUCAAAACCCAUCACCUCUCACUUCUUUGGCAGUGUUUCUUCAAAAUCUAUGCUGACAAUGCUACAUUACGCUUUAGUGUACAUGGCAUAUCAUACCAGCAGAUGGCUUCCAAGGGAUGAAAGGUUAAAAUUUCAAAUAAUUAAUGCAGUCUUUGUGGCACUAGUUCUCAUCCCUCAAUUGUUUGUGCUAACCAGGCCCAAAUCCUCUAGAUACUGCCAACAGCCUCUUCUGAACAAUCUCACUGCCUUCAUUGUCUUGUCCUUCAUGGCAACAGGUUUUGCAGUAACAUUCACACUGAUAGACCCAGUGCCCCAGAGCUUCAGGGCAGCCUACCAUGGGUUUGGACUUGUAUCUUUUGUCCAGGGACUAUGCACCAUCGCCCUGACUCUGACUGCACAACAGUGUGCGAAAACAACUCCUGAGCUGUACUAUUUGUCCCUUAUUCUAUCAUUGGCUUGUAUCCUGAGUACAGCCUUCUUCUUGGUGAAGGGAGGAUUCUGGGUAAAAACCAAUAUGCUACCCAGGCCCUGCCAGAGAGGGAACAAUGGCUAACUAGUCCAAACAGUCUACAGCUGCUCCAGGUUGCAAUUAGAUAUGCACCAUAGACUCAUCCAUCUAUAAUUGAUGCUGUUUCCAGGCUACCACCAGCAAGCGAUACUGUUGCACAGUAUGGUGACUAGUGUAGUAUGUAGUGAAUUUACAUAUCCCAUUUCCUUAAUUUGAUACACUUGAAAUCAAUUGGUGUGCAUUUGUUUAUUUGCAUUCAAUUACUGCGUUUUGAGUAUCAAAUUAACUAUUAAAAUGGCUACCACUAUCGU
Messenger RNA from Salvelinus sp. IW2-2015, 1089 nucleotides. RefSeq lists its product as uncharacterized. The record is from RefSeq and is a predicted model, not a curated record. Lineage: Eukaryota; Metazoa; Chordata; Actinopteri; Salmoniformes; Salmonidae.